CCUGGCGCAGAGCUUUUAUUGUUAAUUCAUACUUCAAAGAGAAAUGUCUCCUCAGAAGAAAGUCCUGGUGACCUGUGCCACGGGCAAUCAAGGCCGCGGCGUGGUACAGCAUUGUCUGGCUGCGGACCACCAAGUCUUUGCCUACGUCCGGGACCCGACCACACCUGCCGCCACUCAACUCGCGCAAUGGGGUGCCACUCUUGUGCCGGGCGAUCUAGACGAUCUUGAGGCCCUUCGCACCGCGAUGGAUGGCAUGAACUCCGUGUUUCUCACCGAGGUGCAGACCGGCGACUGCACGGCGGACCUGCAGCGGAGCAAAAAUGUCAUCCUCGCGGCGCAGGAGGCGGCAGCAGCAGCAGCCACUGUAUCCCAUGUGAUUCUGUCGACGGCGAUCAAGACGGGUCAGCAUGCGUCGUUUCCGGGAUGGGAAACCCCUGCCUCAGACUCCGAUGAUGAUCAUGCUCGUGCUCAUCCGAUGCGACAAUACUGGCUGAACAAGCACGCCCUGGAGACCCGUGUUCGUGCAGCAGCAGCAGCAGCAUCAGCAUCAGCAUCAGCAUCAUCAUCGGACGGCUUCAUCCGGCACUGGACGAUCGUGCGGCCAGGCCAUUAUUUGCAGAACCUGCUGCCUCCUGUUAACGCUCUCACAUUCCCCGAGUUCCAGCAAGACCGGGUCCUGAACGUGGCAUGGAAGCCCGACACGAAGCUGCCCUGGGUGGAUGCGGGCGACGUGGGGAUUGUGGUUGCGGCAGCCGUUGCAGACCCUGACCGUUACUCGCACCGGACCGUUGAUCUCGCCGUCGAGGCGCUUACAGUCGAGCAAUUGGCCGAGAAGAUUGGACGCGUCCUGCAUGAAAGCAAAGUGCAAGUGCGAUAUCGGUCGGAGGAAGAAGUGGAUGAGAUGAUCCGGCUGGGAAGUCCGGUGGCGGCUGCGCACCGAUGGGCGAAUCAGGUCCCUGGCGAGGACGCGGUGGGCAACUGCCAGGAUGAUCUGGGUGAGCUCGCCCAGCAUCUGACCUCGGUGGAUACUUUCUUGACGGCUCAUGCAUCGAGACUUUGAAUUUGGAUAGAAGCAUGAAAGCGGGUGUUAUCGAAGGGAACGGAAACCAGGAGAAUGAUGCCUGUUGCUACUCUAGAAGGAAUUGGCCACUAUGGGGUGAAAUGACCGCUUAAUCCGAAUCUGCCUAAGAACCCUCGACAUCAAAUGUGUAUACGUAUAUUCUUAGUGGUUAGUACUGAGUGAGUAGUUACACCUGUACCUCUCUAUGCUACUCCACCAUCGA
Molecule: messenger RNA, 1283 nt
Organism: Aspergillus heteromorphus CBS 117.55
Lineage: Eukaryota; Fungi; Ascomycota; Eurotiomycetes; Eurotiales; Aspergillaceae
Product: NAD(P)-binding protein
Exons: 1
Coding region: 44-1060 (338 amino acids)
Source: RefSeq, a predicted model, not a curated record